Messenger RNA from Aspergillus steynii IBT 23096, 498 nucleotides. RefSeq lists its product as uncharacterized. The record is from RefSeq and is a predicted model, not a curated record. Lineage: Eukaryota; Fungi; Ascomycota; Eurotiomycetes; Eurotiales; Aspergillaceae. The coding region runs from base 1 to 498 and encodes 165 amino acids. The transcript has a single exon.
AUGUCCACCACCACCACCGCAACCACCUCCACCUCCACCUGCCACUCCAAACUCUACGACAUCCCAAUCAAAGACGCCGCCUGCGCCAUCCCCAUCUCCGACCCCAACUCCUCCCUCAUGCGCACCUGCUGCGGCGCCGCCUCCGUCCUAUCCUACUCCGCCUGCGACUACUAUUGUCUGGCACAGGGCCAGAGCGUCGGCGACCUGGCCGAAUGCCUGAUCAAGGGGGGCUCCGACCCGGGUGACUUCUGGUGCAAUACGAGCGCGAACGCGACGACCACGGCGACGGGGAAUGUUCCGACGGGGACGGGAGUGGGCACUGUGGUUGUGAGUGCUACUGCGACUGGGACUGGGACUGGAUCGGGGACGGCAGGAGGGGCGUCGGCUACGUCUAGCUCUGGUUCUACGAGCGGUGGAGAUGGAGUGCGGGUUGGGAAGAAGGCGAUGGGGGUGGUGAUGAUGGUGGUUGUGGGAUCGAUGGUUGGGGUUGUUGGAUAG